Messenger RNA from Lineus longissimus, 4448 nucleotides. RefSeq names its product signal transducing adapter molecule 2-like. The record is from RefSeq and is a predicted model, not a curated record. The transcript has 13 exons. The coding region runs from base 58 to 1692 and encodes 544 amino acids. Lineage: Eukaryota; Metazoa; Nemertea; Pilidiophora; Heteronemertea; Lineidae. Gene Ontology annotation, molecular function: ubiquitin binding; phosphatidylinositol binding; DNA binding. Gene Ontology annotation, cellular component: ESCRT-0 complex. Gene Ontology annotation, biological process: DNA-templated transcription initiation; protein transport to vacuole involved in ubiquitin-dependent protein catabolic process via the multivesicular body sorting pathway.
GAAUAAUGUCCUCAUCAUAACAAAUUUUUAGUGAAGUGAGAAAUUUCUAUCGAAAAAAUGCCGCUUUUCAGCGCAAGCACUCCGUUUGAUACGGAUGUCGAGAAGGCCACCAAUGAGAUGAACACAUCGGAGGAUUGGGCCCUGAUCAUGGACAUCUGUGAUAAAGUAGGAGCUUCUCCAAAUGGACAAAAAGACUGCCUUAAAUCGAUAGUGAAACGACUCAACCAUAAAGUUCCACAUGUAGCAAUGCAAGCUCUGACGCUGCUUGAUGCAUGCGUGAAGAACUGUGGUAAUAGCUUUCAUCUUGAGGUGAGCUCAAGAGACUUUGUGUCAGAAGUCAGGACUCAGUUGACCAAGGCACACCCGAAGGUUGCUGAUAAACUAAAAGAGUUACUUAAGAAAUGGGCCGAAAAUGAAUUCAAAAGUGAUCCAGCAUUGAGCCUAAUUCCUUCAUUAUAUAAUAGCUUAAAGACAGAAGGACACAGUUUCGCUACAUCGGACCAGCCGAAAGCCGCACCGGUGUUAAGCAAGGACCCCAACGUGGUAUCUAGUCAACAGGAAGAGGAUGAUAUAGCUAAGGCAAUAGCACUGUCAUUGCAAGAGAACGAGAAGGGUGCGUCGUCUAAAUCAGGCGGCCUGUACCCGACGGCCAUGAUGGCGUCUGGGUCACCGCAGUCGAGGGGAGCCAAGGAACUCAGAAAGGUGCGUGCAAUGUAUGACUUUGAAGCUGCCGAGGAUAACGAGUUGACAUUUAAAGCGGGUGAAAUCAUAAGUAUCCUGGACGACAGCGAUCCAAACUGGUGGAAGGGCUCAACGUAUCGAGGGGAGGGACUGUUCCCGGCUAAUUUUGUCACGGCCGAUCUUACUGCAGAACCCGAACAAAAUAAAGAAAAGAAAUCGGUACAAUUUAAAGAAGAAGUUGAGGUGAAGACGGUUGAGCCUAUUCCUGAGCAGUUGUACAUAGAUGAGGAGAAGAUAGAUAAGACUUUAGAGUUACUACAGAAUGCUGAUCCCACUGGUGUGAAUAAACCCGAUACUCAUGAAAUGUUAGCUUUAGAAGAGCAAUGUAAAGCCAUGGCACCCCUGAUAGACCAAAAGCUCGAAGAUAUCGACAAAAAGCACAUUGGCUUGAUGGAAUUGAACGCCAAAGUGUUCGAAGCGCUACAGAUUUAUGACAAUUUAAUGAAAGAUAUCCCGGUACCGCAAUACGGCUAUCAACCGCCAGCGACGAAAACACUGCCGGCGUAUUCCAUGCCGAAUGUUUCCACGCAACAAAUGCCGUCAUCCAAUCAGGCGAUGUACAAUGGACAACCCCAGGCCCAGUAUUUGCCACAGGGGGCUAACGGUCCCCCAAUGAGCCAAGGCUAUGAUGUCCCGAAUCAACAGUUCCAGGGCCAGACGGCAGCAAUGUCUCAACAGGACCAGGUGCCAGCGCUACAAGCCCCGACGACUCUGCACCAGCCACAUAGCUUCUCCCAAACUCAACAGAAUCAAACGCAAUAUAAUAGCAUGCCGCCUCAAAGUACGAGUAAUUCAGUCGCAAGCCACAUCCAGGGUCCACCGUCAUUGCACUAUCAACCCCCGAGCGUAGAUCCCUCACAGUUACCACCACAGCCAGACAUGCAACACGCGUACCAGCAGAUGAACCACCAGCAGAUGUUUCAGCAGUCGCAACAACAGCCACUGUUAUAAGACCGGACACAUUAACCCUUUAGGGCCUGAACGCAUUGGAGAAAAUUCAAAAAUUUGGCUCGACAGCGACAGACGUUGAAAUGAGUGUACCGAUAGAUAGCUUGUCAUAGGUUCCUGUAGGUCCCUUGGUCACUAUUGAGCUUGAGGCAGAAAAAUUUAGGAAUUUUCCUAUGAAGUGUUCAGGUUAACUCUGAUCAUCAAAGGUUUGUCUUGAUUCUUCUGAGUUAAUCAGACUAGCCUUUUCAAGCCUUCAAAUGAUAAGGACUCGGUACGUAUUUGAUGAAACUUAAGCAAGGAAUUGAUUGAAAUGUAGAUAAAUAGAUCUGCUAAUUUUAGAUGUGCUCUCCGGAGUUGAUAAUCUUGUUUGUAAAAAUGUGAUCAUGAACAAUUUGCUUGAUGAAUGAUAAAUUGUAUCGGCAGUUUAUAAGCAGCACUGGGUAAGAUCGUAACAGAAGUAUGUUAGAGACAGUACUGAUCUGGCCUAUCACCCUUAGCAUCCACACGAGCACCAAGCUUAAAGGUUGACACUGUUGAAUAUGUAACCUGUGCUCGGUGCACGGAGAUCAGCGCAGUGGGGUUUAUGAAUGUCCGAUCAGGUACGCAGUGCAGCUGCCGGCAGAUCUGCAGGUAUAGGCCAGAUGUAUACCACCUCUAAUGCACUGCAGUUGAUGAGACUGCAGAAAGCACCUGAAUUUCUGUCGCUGUGUUUGUUUAUUGAUUUGACAGUCUGUGUAGCUGUUUGGGUAAAGAAUGUUUGUAUAUACUAAUGCACGCUCUUGAUGCCUGGCUUAUAAUUGGGCUAUACUUUGUAGUACUAGGUUUAUACAUCAGUUGGUUACUUGUUAACCUGUUGCACUGAGGUUAUAGGACUAGUCAAGUCACAGGUGCGUGAAUGCCUGCUCGACCACUGUUAUAACGUCAUGAGAGACAUCAACAUGUAUAUAUAGAAACUCUGUAACACAAAGGCUGUGCUUUACUUGGUUCAGGUUCUGUGUAAUCAUGCUUAUACAGGUUCUUUCCUCUUCUGCAUGUUUUCUUUGAAUUGUGUGCUACACGUAUAGUCGGCCCAGAACAUGUGUAAGUUAUUUAUUUGUGGUGUCCAUGAUGUUCUGGGAAGGUUUAUCGCAAUGUGAUUUAAAAAAUGGGGCCAUACUUUAAGUAUGUACGCAUAAUUUUCCUGCUCCCACCCGCAGUGAGUGUGUAAACGCUUGACAGUAAACCCCCUCUGAUCUUUAGAAUAGUGAUCAGCUGUGUGUGAACGAAAGGUUUGUAAAUUCUGUGCUUUUCGAUGACAAUCCCGUGAUCAGGAGGGUUGAAAUGAGAGUCUGACUACCUAUAGUGGACCAUAGUACUGUGAAAUAAGCAUGAUAUCAAAUCUUUCUCGGCCCCAACCCCCGAUGGCGUUAGUAGGCAAAUAGGCAAAUGUUUGUUUACCUGUUUUUAAGCCCCUUGCUCCCUCUUAUGCACUCAUACUUGAAGUAUUGCCAAAACUACAAUUUGUGAAAUGUAUACUCAUAGUGGAGAGAGAAGAGAUUUAUUUCAUAUUCAUCACACAACGUUGGGGGGGGGGGAUGGACUUUGACAUGAAUUUAGGUAGCAGAACCCAUGGUCCAACUACAGUAAAACCUCUCUAUUAAGGACACCCUUGGGAAUGACAAAUGCUGGCCUUGAUUAAGAGGUGCCUUGAUCACAAAUCACCUUGGUCAAAUUCAAUGGAAAUGACUGUAGUGGUACCACAUGUUGUGUGUUCUUGAUAGAGAGGUGUCCGCUAUUGGGGACUAUUAACACAGGGGAGGCCCAAGUCUGGGUUAUGAGGCCUGAAUGAUGAUGAUGAGUGAUACGAAUGUGGAUUUUGAGAUGAAAUGUACACAUCAGUAUAACAUAGUUAUGGAUUUCAUUUGAAUGUAACUUCUGUACUUGUGUGUCGGAAGAUGUACAUACAUUAAGCUUCAUCACAAGGACAUUGCAAUGUUUGUAUACAUUUUGUAUAUUGAUCAAACCCAUCUGUAUUAUAUUUCUGCUUUCGUCAAAUCUUCUAUAAAGGUUUAGGGGCUGCCUAUAGAAUUGCAUGUACACAUUGCUAUCUGCACUGAGGAUAAAGUAACAUUAAGGACGAUUUUUCUUGGAAAGCCCAGAUUCUGGGUUUAUCCAGUGUGCGGUUUUAACUUAAGGAGAUAUUAGGCCGGAUUUACAUAGGAUUCACGUUGUCACUUGUCGUGUUUCACGUGUCACGAGUUAAUUGACUUCAGCUUGAAAAUACCACGUGAGGGUGAAAAGUGACUCGUGAAUCGUAGGUGGCCUGCUCUUUGGAAACGACCUGUUACCUCAAUGGGUGAUAUGAAUAAAGACUAGCAAAUGCUUUUAUCUAAAACUCCAUGUACAUUUACACUGGGCCUUUCUGUACAAAACUGAAGUAAAAGCAAUUGCUAUACUUUAUUCAUAUCACCCUUUAUGUCAUUCAUUCAUAAUGAACAGUGGCGCAGUGCAUGUGAAAACGUGAACUCUAUAAUCGCAACCUAAUCUACCGCAAUGGGCAAUGACAAAUAAUGAGCCAGAAAUCGAGAAAAAUGAACUAAAAGCUCGACACUGGUGUAGUAGUGUGUGAUGCACUGAAAGCUCGAUGUGGAUUUGUCACACACUGGGAAGAAGGGAUUGUAUAUUAGAGAGCUGUACAUGUUCACGCCAAAUGUUGGUUUCAUUAUAUUAGAAUAUUUAUGUCUCGUGUACAAAACAUUCUCAAUAAAUACAAAGCUAAG